GCUCCAAAGAGAAAGCAGGGUAGGCAGCCCCACGCCAGGGGUGGCCGGGACUACCACCGCCUACAGUCGCAGGCCAGCCACAGGCAGCAGCCCACCAAGCCCCAGUGCCUGCUCACCUAGCCUCCUUCACCCUCCGCAGAAGAAGCCGCAGCCAUGGCGGGGAUGAAGACAGCCUCCGGGGACUACAUUGACUCUUCCUGGGAGUUGCGAGUGUUUGUGGGCGAGGAGGACCCUGAAGCCCAGUCUGUUACCCUCCGGGUUACAGGGGAGUCUCACAUUGGCGGGGUGCUCCUGAAGAUUGUGGAACAGAUCAAUCGCAAGCAGGACUGGUCUGACCAUGCCAUUUGGUGGGAGCAAAAGAAACAGUGGUUGCUGCAGACACACUGGACGCUAGACAAGUAUGGCAUCCUGGCCGAUGCCCGCCUCUUCUUUGGGCCACAGCACCGACCAGUCAUCCUGAGGCUGCCCAACCGCCGUGUGGUGCGCCUGCAAGCUAGUUUCUCGAAGCCCCUCUUCCAGGCUGUGGCCGCCAUCUGCCGCCUCCUCAGCAUCCGACACCCUGAGGAGCUGUCCCUGUUGCGGGCGCCGGAGAAGAAGGAGAAGAAGAAGAAAGAGAAGGAGCUGGAGGAAGAAGUGUACGACCUGACCAAGGUCGUCCUGGCUGGGGGUGUGGCACCAGCCUUGUUCCGGGGCAUGCCAGCCCACUUCUCAGACAGUGCUCAGACCGAGGCCUGCUACCACAUGCUGAGCCGUCCUCAGCCACCACCAGACCCCCACCUGCUCCAGCGCCUGCCGAGGCCCAGUUCCCUGUCUGACAAGACCCAGCUCCACAGCAGGUGGCUGGACUCAUCGCGUUGCCUCAUGCAGCAGGGUGUCAUGGCUGGAGAUGUGCUCUGGCUGCGCUUCAAGUACUACAGCUUCUUUGACCUGGACCCUAAGACAGACCCAGUGCGGCUGACCCAGCUAUAUGAGCAGGCGCGCUGGGACCUGCUGCUGGAGGAGAUAGACUGCACCGAGGAAGAGAUGAUGGUGUUCGCUGCCCUGCAGUACCACAUCAACAAGCUGUCGCAGAGCGGGGAGCUGGGUGAGCCAGCCAGCGGGGACCUGGGGCUGGAUGACCUAGAUACAGCCCUGAACAACUUGGAGGUGAAGCUGGAGGGAUCAGCGCCCACAGAUGUGCUGGACAGUCUUACCACCAUUCCAGAGCUCAAGGACCACCUCCGGAUCUUCCGGCCCCGGAAGCUGACCCUGAAGGGCUACCGACAGCACUGGGUGGUGUUCAAGGAUACCACACUGUCCUACUACAAAAGCCAGGACGAUGCCCCAGGGGACCCCAUUCAGCAGCUCAACCUCAAGGGUUGUGAGGUGGUCCCUGAUGUCAACAUCUCUGGGCAGAAGUUCUGCAUCAAACUCUUGGUGCCCUCCCCAGAGGGCAUGAGUGAGAUCUACCUACGGUGCCAGGAUGAGCAGCAGUAUGCCCAGUGGAUGGCUGGCUGCCGACUGGCUUCCAAGGGCCGCACCAUGGCAGACAGCAGCUAUGCCAGCGAGGUGCAGGCCAUUCUGGCCUUCCUCAGCCUGCAACGUGCAGGCGGUGGUGGCUCAGGGAACCAUCCCCAGGGCCCUGAUGCCUCUGCUGAAGGCCUCAAUCCCUAUGGCCUUGUUGCUCCUCGCUUCCAGCGCAAGUUCAAGGCCAAACAGCUCACCCCACGGAUCCUGGAAGCCCACCAGAACGUGGCCCAGCUCUCUCUGACUGAGGCCCAGUUGCGCUUUAUCCAGGCCUGGCAGUCCUUGCCCGACUUUGGCAUCUCCUACAUGAUGGUCAGGUUCAAGGGCAGCAGGAAAGAUGAGAUCCUGGGCAUUGCCAACAACCGACUGAUCCGAAUAGACUUGGCUAUGGGUGACGUAGUCAAGACCUGGCGCUUUAGCAACAUGCGCCAGUGGAAUGUCAACUGGGACAUCCGGCAGGUGGCCAUCGAAUUCGACGAGCACAUCAACGUGGCCUUCAGCUGUGUCUCUGCCAGCUGCCGCAUUGUACAUGAGUACAUUGGUGGCUACAUUUUCCUAUCUACUCGGGAGCGGGCCCGUGGUGAGGAGCUGGACGAGGACCUCUUCCUGCAGCUCACAGGUGGUCAUGAGGCCUUCUAAGAGCAGCCCAACCGUCUCUGCCCCUGCUCACCACCUGGCACAGUGUGUCCCAAUCCCACACCCACUGCUGGACUCACUGCCCCACCCCUCCCAGCACGUAUCACACUGGGUAAUUUCACCUGUUGUCACUGGCAGACCAGGGUCCUGGCUGGGCCAGACUGUCACCUCCCAGGCUAAGGAUGGUGGGGCCCUGAGUUACACAGAGCCCCUUCCCUUGUCCUCAUGGCUGAAGCCCAUGCCUUGACCUAUCUGUAGACCCUAAGCACACAAGGAAGGCCAGUUUUAGCGACAGAAUGAGGGCUUCUGGUUCCAGA
Molecule: messenger RNA, 2459 nt
Organism: Jaculus jaculus (lesser Egyptian jerboa)
Lineage: Eukaryota; Metazoa; Chordata; Mammalia; Rodentia; Dipodidae
Gene: Fermt3
Product: FERM domain containing kindlin 3
Exons: 15
Coding region: 154-2145 (663 amino acids)
Biological process (GO): integrin activation; regulation of cell-cell adhesion mediated by integrin; integrin-mediated signaling pathway
Cellular component (GO): cell-substrate junction
Molecular function (GO): integrin binding
Source: RefSeq, a predicted model, not a curated record